This is a messenger RNA of Pollicipes pollicipes, 2628 nucleotides long. Its product is annotated as putative MFS-type transporter C09D4.1. The transcript has 3 exons. The record is from RefSeq and is a predicted model, not a curated record. Gene Ontology annotation, biological process: transmembrane transport. Gene Ontology annotation, cellular component: membrane; intracellular membrane-bounded organelle. Gene Ontology annotation, molecular function: transmembrane transporter activity. Bases 1 to 2613 code for a protein of 870 amino acids. Lineage: Eukaryota; Metazoa; Arthropoda; Thecostraca; Pollicipedomorpha; Pollicipedidae.
AUGGCGCCCUACUUCUGGCUGCUUGACAAGUACGGUGUGCGGCCUGCCAUUCUGACCAUGGCCGGCACCAUGGCACUGGGCACUGCUGUGCGCUGUGUAUCAUCUGAACAAGGCGUCUUCACGGCCACCGCCUUCAUCGGAGCCAUUCUUAACGGCAUCGCCGGCAUCAUGGCCAUGGCGGCGCCGCCCCACAUCUCGGCGCUGUGGUUCCCGCCCGAGCAGCGCACCACGGCCACUGGCCUGCCCAACAUCGCCAACCAGCUGGGCGGCAGCUGCGCCUUCCUCAUCGGGCCGCUGAUCGUGCGGCAGCCAGGGGGUGCCGACCCGGCCGCGGACUUAGACGCCGCCCGCAGCGAUAUCAUGAUUCUGAUGUACGUGGAGGCGGGCAUCACGGCCGCCCUGUUCCUGGCGGCGCUCGCCGCCGCCGCGCCCACCGCGUCGUUCUGGAGCGGGCUGCGGCAGGCCACGAAAGCUCCAGACCUGCCCUGGGUAGUAGCCGUGUACAGCAUUUCGCAGGGCAUCCAGGCAGCCUACUUCGGGGUCCUCAACAUCAAUGUUGGGCAGAUAGGCGUCACGCAGGAUCAAGCCGGCUGGCUAGGCUUCUGGACGGGCAUCAGCUGCUGCCUAUCGGCGCUGGUCGUGGCCCGCCUGACAGACAUCUUCCGGGGCCACAUGAAAGCCACCAUCAUUGGCCUCCUCACCUGUGCAGCCGCCUGCUUCGUUUGGCAGCUGGCGCUGAUCGCCGAGUGGCUGCCCUUUUCACUGUCAAUGCUCUACUGCUCGACGCUGCUGUCGAUUUCGUUCACAUAUUCUACGUCGCCGCUCCUCCUCGAGUACGCCGCCGAGCUGAGCUACCCCGUGUCCACGGAUGUCAUCGGCGCCAUCAUGAGCUUCUGCUACGAUUCGGUGGCGGUGCUCUAUCUGCUGUUGUUCCUCAUCAAGCCACUCAGUGAGAACACGCUGUGGCUCAACUAUGUGUUGGUGCUGUCGUGCACGGUGCCGGCGAUUCUGAUGUUCAAAACCAAGGAAGUGUACCGGAGAACGAAUACAGACCUGGGGCACAUCAGCACUGACGCCGCCACUGGGACUGAACAGCAAGUUGGCAAAGAUGGAGACCUGUCUGGACCACAGUCGGAUGCUCAGAAAAGCACAGAAAAUGGCCGCAUUGAGUCAUCGGGACGGACCCAUGCCGCGGAUACCAUCGACAGGGCAGCAGCACUCAGGACGUACCGGAGACGCUGGUAUAUUCUUCUGGUGUACUCGGCGCUAAGCUUCUCCCAGUGCGCCAUAUGGAACACAUUCGGGCCCAUCACUAAAGCUGCACAGGCAGCCUUCCCCAAAUGGAACAACACCAUCAUUUCGAUGCUGGGCGACAUGGCUUGUCUGGCCUUUGCAGUGUUCAUGGCGCCCUACUGCUGGCUGCUUGACAAGUACGGCGUGCGGCCUGCCAUUCUGACCAUGGCCGGUGCCAUGACGCUUGGCACGGCUGUCCGAUGUGUAUCAUCUGAACAAGGCGUCUUCACGGCCACCGCCUUCACCGCCGCCAUCCUUAACGGCAUCGCCGGCAUCAUGGCCAUGGCGGUGCCGCCCCAUAUCUCGGCGCUAUGGUUCCCAACCGAGCAGCGGACCACGGCCACUGGCCUAUCCAGCAUCGCCAACCGGUUGGGGGGCAGCGGCGCCUUCCUCAUCGGGCCGCUGAUCGUGCGACAGCCGGACGGCGUCAACACUGACGCCACCAGGGAUGACGUCAUGACGUUAAUGUACGUGGAGGCGGGGUUUCUGGCCGCCCUGUUCCUGGCGGCGCUCGCGUACUACCCGUCUCGGCCGCCGCUGCCGCCAUCAGCUAGCGCCGCCGCGCCCACCGCGUCGUUCUGGAGCGGGCUGCGGCAGGCGGCGAAAGCUCCUGACCUGCCGUGGGUGGUAGCCGUGUACAGCCUCUCACUCGGCGUUCCGGCGGCCUACUUCGGAGUGCUGGAUAUCAAUGUUGGGCAGAUAGGCGUCACCCAAGACGAGGCCGGCUGGCUAGGCUUCUGGGCGGGCAUAAGUUCUUCUCUGUCGGCGCUUGUCGUGGCCCGUCUGACAGACAUGUUCCGGGGCCACAUGAAAGCCACCAUCAUUGGCCUCCUCACCUGUGCAGCCGCCUGCUUUGUUUGGCAGCUGGCGCUGAUCGCCGAGUGGCUGCCCUUUUCACUGUCAAUGCUCUACUGCUCGACGCUGCUGUCGAUUUCGUUCGCGUAUUCUACGUCGCCGCUCCUCCUCGAGUACGCCGCCGAGCUGAGCUACCCCGUGUCCACGGACGUCAUCGGCGCCAUCAUAAGCUUUUGCUUCAACCUGGUGUCUGCGCUCUAUCUCGUCCUGUUUCUCAUCAAGCCGCUCAGCGAGAAUACGGUGUGGCUUAAUUACAUCCUGGUGUUCUCGUGCGCAAUGCCAGUAGUUCUCAUGAUCAAAACGAAGGAAGUAUACCGGCGCACAAACACAGACAUGGGACUCGAAAAUACUCAAUCGGUUACUCCGACGGAACAGCAAGCUAGACCGGACAGGAGUGCAAGCCAGGAAACUAAGUUGACCAACAGGCAAAACGAGUGUUACGUCAACGACAUAAUUGAAACGUAAGGUUCGGCAUUUUCA